AUGGCCGCCACCGGCCCGGGCGCCCGCUGUGCGGAGCUCUGCGGGCAGCUGCUGCUGACCAUCUUGGUCUUCAGUUUUUCUGGUGAAGCUUGUGAAAAGGUGACGAUAAAUGUACCUUCUAAACUAGAGGCAGACAAAAUGGUUGGCAGAGUUAAUUUGAAAGAGUGCCUCAGGUCUGCAGACCUCAUCCAGUCAAGUGAUCCUGACUUUAGAGUUCUAGUUGAUGGGUCCGUUUUCACAGCUGGCGCUCUUGUGCUGUCUGAUGGGAAAAGAUCAUUCACCAUAAGGCUUUCUGACACGAAGACACAAAUGCAGAGAGAGAUUACUGUGCUCCUGGAAGAUCAGAAGGUACUCAAAAAAAGACACACUAAAGAGACUGUUCUCAGGAGAGCCAAGAGGAGAUGGGCACCCAUUCCUUGUUCCAUGCAAGAGAAUUCCUUGGGUCCCUUCCCUUUGUUUCUUCAACAAGUUCAAUCUGAUGCAGCACAGAACUACACCAUUUUCUACUCAAUAAGUGGGCGUGGAGUUGACCAAGAACCUCUGAAUUUGUUUUUCAUAGAAAGAGACACUGGAAAUCUAUUUUGUACUCGGCCUGUAGAUCGUGAGGAAUAUGAUGUUUUUGAUUUGAUUGCCUAUGCAUCAACUGCCGAUGGGUAUUCAGCAGACUUGCCUCUUCCACUGCCCAUCAAAGUGGAAGACGAAAAUGACAACCAUCCUGUUUUCACUGAAGCCAUUUAUAAUUUUGAAGUUCCAGAAAGUAGCAGACUUGGUACCACAGUGGGAGUGGUCUGUGCCACAGACCGAGAUGAACCGGACACGAUGCACACACGUCUGAAGUACAGCAUCUUGGAGCAGAGGCCAAGGUCACCUGGGCUCUUUUCAGUGCAUCCUAAUACAGGCGUCAUCACCACAGUCUCUCAUCACACAGACAGAGAGGUUGUCGACAAGUAUACAUUGAUAAUGAAAGUCCAAGACAUGGAUGGUCAAUUUUUUGGACUGAUCAGUACAUCAACUUGUGUCAUAACAAUAACAGAUUCAAAUGACAAUGCACCUACUUUUAGACAAAAUGCUUAUGAAGCAUCAGUGGAGGAAAAUGCAUAUAAUGUGGAAAUCUUACGGAUACCUAUAGAAGAUAAGGAUUUAAUUAAUACUGCAAAUUGGAGGGCCAAUUUUACCAUUUUAAAAGGAAAUGAAAAUGGACACUUCAAAAUCAGUACAGACAAAUCAACUAAUGAAGGCAUUCUGUGUGUUGUAAAGCCAUUGAAUUAUGAAGAAAACCGUCAAGCGAUCCUAGAAAUUGGAGUGAACAAUGAAGCUCCAUUGACUAGAGAUGUGGCAACCAAAGUGGUAACUAUGAACCGAGCUUUGGUGACAGUUCACGUGAGGGACCAAGAUGAAGGGCCAGAAUGCAACCCUGCAGCUCAAUACGUGCGGAUUAAAGAAAACUCAGCCUUGGGUUCAAAGAUGAAUGGCUAUAAGGCAUAUGACCCUGAAACUAAAAGUAGCAAUGGUUUAAGAUAUAAGAAAUUGCAUGAUCCUAAAGAGUGGGUCAGCAUUGAUGAGAUUUCGGGGUCAAUCACAGUUUCCAAGACCCUGGACAGAGAGGUUGCAACUCCGAGAAAUGACUUAUAUAAUAUUACAGUCCUGGCAAUAGACCAAGAGGGCAGAUCAUGUACGGGAACACUCGCAGUCAACAUUGAAGAUGUGAAUGACAAUGCGCCAGCAAUCCUUCAAGAUUACCUUGUGAUUUGCAAGCCAAAGAUGGGGUACACUGACAUUUCAGCUGUCGACCCUGAUGAACCCAUCCACGGAGCUCCAUUUCAAUUCAACCUGGCGAACACUUCUCCAGAGAUCAAUAGAAUAUGGACUAUUGACAAAGUUAAUGAUACAGCAGCCCGCUUGUCAUAUAAGAAAAAUGCUGCAUUUCAAGAAUAUACCAUUCCUAUUACUGUAAAAGAUAGAGCAGGCCAAUCUGCGACCAAAACUCUGAGAGUUAAUCUGUGUGAUUGUACUCACCCAAGUCAUUGUGUCCGGACUUCGAGGAGUGCAGGGAUAGCACUGGGAAAAUGGGCCAUCCUUGCGAUAUUACUGGGCAUUGCACUGCUGUUUUCUGUACUGCUAACUUUAGUAUGUGGAGUUGUUAGUGCCAGAAAAGGGAAAAAAUUUCCUGAAGAUUUAGCACAGCAAAACUUAAUUAUAUCAAACACAGAAGCACCUGGAGACGAUAGAGUGUGUUCUGCCAAUGGAUUCACGACCCACACUGCUAACAAUUCAAGUCAAGGCUUUUGUGGCACAAUGGGAUCUGGAAUCAGAAAUGGUGGACAGGAAACCAUUGAAAUGAUGAAAGGACAUCAGACCUUGGACUCCUGCCGGGUGGCUGGGCACCACCAUACACUGGAUUCCUGCAGGGGAGGACACAUGGAGACAGACAAUGGCAGAUACACUUACUCAGAGUGGCACAAUUUCACUCAGCCCCGACUUGGUGAAAAGUUGCACGCAUGUAAUCAGAGUGAAGACCACAUACCAUUGCAAGACUAUGUCCUUACCUAUCGCUAUGAAGGAAGGGGAUCUCCAGCCGGUUCCAUAGGUUGCUGCAGAAAACAGGAAGAAGAUGGACUUGACUUUUUAAAUAAUUUGGAACCCAAAUUUCUUACAUUAGCAGAAGCAUGUGCAAAGAGAUAA
Castor canadensis (American beaver) is the source of this 2682-nucleotide messenger RNA. The record is from RefSeq and is a predicted model, not a curated record. Lineage: Eukaryota; Metazoa; Chordata; Mammalia; Rodentia; Castoridae.